UCCUUUAUUAUUUCGGUUCCUUUGCUUGCUUCCAAAAUCCUCGCUCUCUAGUGAUACUGCACUUCCUUCCUCUCUCUAAAAAUUUCAAAAUUGUUUAUUAAUUAUAAAAAAUAUGCAUUUAAUUUUCCCUCCAAAACCCCGGUAUUUAUACUCCAAAAUUUGUAAUUUUAGCUCACCAAGUUUCUCAAACGUUUCUUCGCUUCAAUUUAUAGUUCAGGCCUCUCGUCCUCAUCUGAGACCACGUUAUUUGAUGAAAAAAAUUUGGGCUCGGUCAGAAUUUGAUGCCAAAGUGAAUGGAGCUCUAUCCACUGAUUUUGACCCUCGGUUUCUUGACAGGCAAAAAGCACUUGAAGCUGCUAUGAAUGACAUGAAUAACUCAUUUGGGAAAGGGAGCGUUACAAGAUUGGGAAGUGCUGGUGGAGCUCUAGUUGAAACUUUUCAAAGUGGCUGCUUAACAUUAGACUUUGCUUUAGGCGGUGGCCUUCCAAAAGGAAGGAUUGUUGAGGAGAAACUGGAGAAGAAGCAGAAAUUCAGGGGAAAGAGGAAGGAGAUGUCACAACCAAUCUCAAUUCAUCAUAAUUAUCCAACUAAUGAAAUUAUAUAAGAAAUUAGGUUUAAAUGGUAAAGAUAAAACCCAUAAAACCCAAACUAGAAUUGGUUUGGGUCGAUACAAGCCCAAUUACAUAAAUAAGAAUCCAAAAUAAAAAUAAAGUCCAUCAACAAAAUAAAGUUUAACUAGAAAUAGAAAUAGAUGAUGUACUCGUCAACUCUCCCAGGGUGAGAGAAAACUCAACCCUGUUGAGUUGAUAGAAUACUAUAGGCUGCAGUCAAUCUAAUACUCCAAAUGCUUCAAGUCAUGUCAUGGAGGACGAUCUUUUUGACGAACUAAGUAUUGAAACUCCAAAAAUAGUUUGAUCCAUAUUAGUUGGCACCUCACUUUUGGAAUCCAUGUAUAGUUUAAAUCAGGUGGAACAACCCAACAAACAAGGAAGGACUGAACUUGCCAUCAUUGGUUAAUACAAUACGUUCAUCUAAAAUAACAUCAAUUUUAUUUUUGUGUGCUGUGACAGAUGGUAUUGAAAUAGAAAUAUCAACAUAGUCAAGUUGGGGGUCCACAAAGCUAAGUAGAAAUGGAUCAUCAAAGGAAGUAAAAUGGUAUUCGUAAGUAAUGAAAUCCUCAAUAUUUAGAGUAGAGUGGUAGCUAAAAUGUGAUGAAAUAUCAUUGACAUGGAUUUGGAUCAGCAUGCUUUAAAAUUUUAAAAAGACCUGCAUUACAGACUUGCAAUAUAACAAAAUCCCCUAUAUUAAAUUCAUAAUUUCUCUUAUGCAAAUCAGCUUGAAAUUUAUAUAAUGCAUUAUUUGCUUCAAAUUAUUUAUUGAUCUCAAUAUGCAAGUCAUGAAGAUUACGUACAAAUGCCUCAACUGACAUAACUAUACUAGUAUGUGGGAACAUUGGAAUAAGGUCUAAAGGUUUCCUAGACUUAUAACUAUGAAUAACUUCGAUGGAACUCAUACCUAUAAAUUGAUUCACAAAAUUGUUAAAUGCAAUUGGAAUUGUUGGGAUGAUCAAAUCCCAAUUUUCAAGAUUUUCCUUGAAAAGAACAUGAUUAUACAAAUCAUCCGUACCUUUGGGUUGGAUAAGAGCAUGGUACACAACAUUUGACUAAAAGGUAUCGAGAACAAGGGGUACAACCCGUAGAUUUAUAGGAAAAGUCCGGAUACUACAUAAGGAAGUGCCCUCAAUAUCAUUCAAGUCAUAACAUUCUUCAAGUUUAGGUUCAUAGAUUUGAUCUUCUAAUUGAUCAUCUAUUACAUCAUUUUGUUUCUCAAUGAUUAGCGUUCGACUCGGACAUUUGGGAGAAGUGUGACCAAAGUCUUUAUAGCUGAAGCACCGCAAGUGAGAGAAAUCAUUGGAGUUUCAAAAUCUUGACCAUUAUUUUCCAACAAAGGAAGAGUAUUAGAUGGUGGAGGUCCUAGAAGGGACUUAACAGGAGGAGGUGGUGUUGAUUUGGGAGGAACAUUAGACAGGGAAGGCUCCAUGGUAGACUUAUGAUGAGGUGGCGCUGAUGAGAUGAGUGAACGAUGGUAACUAUGCUUUUCAUAUGGAAUAUUAAUAAGUAACUCGUAGUCCCGAACUAAAGAGUAAGCGUAAUCAAGAGUACUAACACUUCGAAAGAAAAGCUCACGCCUAAGUUCAUCUCUUAAACUUUGUAUAAACCUACUCAAAGUCAGGGUUUCAUCCUCAACGACAUGACAUUUCAUUUGAAACUCCUCAAAUUGAGCAUUAUACUCAGUCACUAAUUGAUUUCCUUGUGUAAGGGUGUUUUAAUGGGUAAAAGUUUCAUGAUCUAAGCAACCAUCGAAAGUAGGAGUAUAUAAGUCAAUGUCUCUAAAAAAAUGUUCCUUAUGACGAGGAAGAGAAUGAGUACCAUGACGACCAUGGCCUCGUUCUCGCUCACGAAUUUGAUCUCUAUCCUUACGAUCGUGUUGAAAGUGUUUUUGAUCACAUUGUUAAUGAUAAUAUUGUCUAUUGUGGGACACUUCAAAAUUAUUAACAUCAGUCGAACGAGGGAUUUGUCGAAAAUUGUUCAAAUGAGAAGCUAGAUUUCUACUCUUUUCACGAGUAGCAGCCAUCUCGGUUUGGACAGCUGCUAAUUAAGUUUGUAAGUGUUACUGGCUAGUGGCAAGUUGAGUUAAUUGUCUAGUGAGUGCAUCAAAUUGGGAAGGGUCUAUAUUUAAGUACUAAAACUAGAAGUGACAAGACGACUAGUCGACCACUAUGAAUGCACUAUAUUAGCAGUUAAAUGACAUGCAAUAGAGAGAUCAAUGACAAUAAGUGCAAGCAAUGAAAAAAAACAACUUGAGCCAUUUUUUUUAAUUUUAAGUUUUGGGAUUAAAUAAAUCCAAAGUAAGCUAAUACUGUUGGUACAUGUAAAAUAACAAAGCAAUGGUCAAAGUUCAAACACUAGUCAAAUUCUCCAAUCCGUUGAUAAGUGGGGACAAUGAAAAGUUAAUUCAUUCAAUAAUUUCGAUCAAGUGGGUUUUAAGGCUAAAAUUUUAAAGGUAACAGCAACACAAAGAAUUAAAUGACGCAAUUUUAAAAUGAACAAUAGGAUAGACUAACAAUAAAUAGAGAUCAAUGACUCCUUGUUGUUUAGUUGCCUGAAUAGUACUUGCGUGGGCCCAGGUAUGCUUGCCUCCUUUCCUUCACACGUCAUCAGCUCCUGUUAAUUGUAAUUUAUGCAGGUUCUGGUGUAUAUUGCUAAGAAACAGUUGCUGGCUAUAAUAUCUCCCUGUUGAUUGUAAUGUAUGCUGGCUAGGACUCCGAUUCUGGUGCAUAUGCUGCUAAGGAUUGCUGGUGGUUUGUGUGGCCAUCACGUAAUACCAUGUUUGGCUUUGGGCGGUGGAGCCAAAAAUUGGUACAAUUGAUAGAUAGUUGACGACCGAUCAGGUGGUGGAUGGCAAUUGGCGUGGUGAGUGGCAACUGGCGUGGCAGUGGGUGGCGGGAAGACUAGUGACGGCGCCUGGGAGGCGACUACAAUGGCGGUGGGUGUCACCCUGGCACAGGGGCUUUAGAGGUUGCAGACCGAAGUUUAGGUAAUAGAAAGUUGGCGGUUUCGAUUGGGCUUUUGAUGUUGAGGAUGAUGGUGUGGUGACGAAGUAGGUGACGUGGCCGUCGACGGGGAGGUCUUCCACGAGAGUCGUGGUUGAUGGGUCGUCGGCGUGGAGGAUUGAAAUUCUGGAAGCGGUAAAUGGACGGGGUGAAACUGUGGAGUAGAAGUUGGGAGUUGGGCUGGAUUGAAAGUGAUAAAAGAAUUGGGCUGAGUUAGUAUUUACUGGGCUUGAAGAUUUGUUGUAAUUGGGUUGGAUAGUUUGGGCUUUUUUAUGUAGGGAAGUAUUUGGGUUAUAUGGGCUUUUGGUGUUAAUGGGUUGGUAAUAAUUGGUCUUGCUCGGAUAUUGUAUAUUAUGGGCUGGGGUUUGCUGUUGUGAUGGGCAAUUUUGGAUGGAAUAUAUGGAUUAAGGUUUGUUGGAAGCAGCAGUAAAGGAGCAAUAACGUAAAAGAAUUAUUAUUAUUUUUUAACCGAUGAAAAUACUAAAAUUGAACAUUUUUUCUUCGGGUGAACAGUACUCGUGAACAAUUACUUUUUUUUUCUACAAAGAAAGAAAACUGAAAGAAUGAAAACUGCUGUUCUUACGCUAAAUCUUUUUCAAUUGUGCUAUUCCAACAAUUUUUGGAAAGGAAAUUGGAAGAGAUUUUGAAUCGUAGGAGAGAAAUUAUCCAAGAUUCGGCUUUGAUACCAAAUUUGAUGCAGGACAAAAUAAG
Olea europaea var. sylvestris is the source of this 4324-nucleotide messenger RNA. Its product is annotated as DNA repair protein recA homolog 1, chloroplastic-like. Gene Ontology annotation, molecular function: ATP binding; single-stranded DNA binding. The transcript is spliced from 4 exons. NCBI's taxonomy places the organism in Eukaryota, Viridiplantae, Streptophyta, Magnoliopsida, Lamiales, Oleaceae. The record is from RefSeq and is a predicted model, not a curated record. Gene Ontology annotation, biological process: DNA repair. The coding region runs from base 113 to 604 and encodes 163 amino acids.